Pipistrellus kuhlii (Kuhl's pipistrelle) is the source of this 3647-nucleotide messenger RNA. It is a transcript of the gene HIP1R, whose product is annotated as huntingtin interacting protein 1 related. Bases 91 to 3369 code for a protein of 1092 amino acids. Gene Ontology annotation, biological process: endocytosis; actin filament organization; clathrin coat assembly. Gene Ontology annotation, molecular function: phosphatidylinositol-3,4-bisphosphate binding; actin filament binding; phosphatidylinositol-3,5-bisphosphate binding. NCBI's taxonomy places the organism in Eukaryota, Metazoa, Chordata, Mammalia, Chiroptera, Vespertilionidae. Gene Ontology annotation, cellular component: actin cortical patch; clathrin-coated vesicle. The transcript has 32 exons. The record is from RefSeq and is a predicted model, not a curated record.
GGGCGGGGCGCGGCGGCAUCUAGGCUCGGGCGGCCGGCCGGGGCGCACUCACUCACACGGAGCCGGGCCGGGAGCGCAGGCGGCGGCAGGAUGAACAGUAUCAAGAACGUGCCGGCGCGGGUGCUGAGCCGCAGGCCGGGCCACAGUCUGGAGGCGGAGCGGGAGCAGUUCGACAAGACCCAGGCCAUCAGCAUCAGUAAGGCCAUCAAUACCCAGGAGGCCCCCGUGAAGGAGAAGCAUGCCCGGCGCAUCAUUCUGGGCACUCACCACGAGAAGGGGGCCUUCACCUUCUGGUCCUAUGCCAUCGGCCUGCCGCUUCCCAGCAGCUCCAUCCUCAGCUGGAAAUUCUGCCAUGUCCUCCACAAGGUCCUUCGAGAUGGGCACCCCAACGUCCUGCAUGACUGCCAGCGGUACCGGAGCAACAUCCGGGAGAUUGGGGAGCUCUGGGGCCAUUUGCACGAUCGGUACGGACAGCUGGUCAAUGUUUACACCAAGCUCCUGCUGACCAAGAUCUCCUUCCACCUUAAGCACCCCCAGUUUCCUGCAGGCCUCGAGGUGUCAGAUGAGGUGUUGGAGAAGGCAGCUGGGACUGACAUCAACGACAUCUUCCAGCUCACCGUGGAGAUGUUCGAUUACAUGGACUGCGAGCUGAAACUGUCCGAAUCAGUUUUUCGGCAGCUCAACACAGCCAUUGCCGUGUCCCAGAUGUCCUCAGGCCAGUGCCGCCUGGCCCCCCUCAUCCAGGUCAUCCAGGACUGCAGCCACCUCUACCACUACACAGUCAAGCUCAUGUUCAGGCUGCACUCCUGUCUCCCGGCAGACACGCUGCAAGGCCACAGGGACCGCUUCCACGAGCAGUUUCACAGCCUCAGGAACUUCUUCCGCAGAGCGUCCGACAUGCUCUACUUCAAGCGCCUCAUCCAGAUCCCCCGGCUGCCCGAGGGACCCCCCAACUUCCUGCGGGCCUCGGCGCUGGCUGAGCACAUCAAGCCGGUGGUGGUGAUCCCCGAGGAGGCCCCCGAGGACGAGGAGCCCGAGAACCUCAUUGAGAUCAGCACGGGCCCCCCCGCCGGGGAGCCAGCAGUGGUGGCCGACCUCUUUGACCAGACGUUUGGACCCCCCAAUGGCUCCAUGAAGGACGACAGGGACCUCCAGAUCGAGACCUUGAAGAGAGAGGUGGAGACACUGCGGGCCGAGCUGGAGAAGAUCAAGCUGGAGGCCCAGCGGUACAUCUCCCAGCUGAAGGGCCAGGUGAACACGCUGGAGGCCGAGCUGGAGGAGCAGCGGAAGCAGAAGCAGAAGGCGCUGGUGGACAACGAGCAGCUCCGCCACGAGCUGGCCCAGCUGCGGGCAGCCCAGCUGGAGGGCCAGCGGAACCAGGGCCUGCGCGAAGAGGCCGAGAAGAAGGCCAGUGUCACAGAGGCGCGCUACACCAAGCUGAAGGAGCAGCACAGCAAGCUCAUCGCCACGCACGCUGAGCUGCUCAGGAAGAAUGCAGACACGGCCAAGCAGCUGACGGCCAAGCAGCAGAACCAGGAGGAGGUGGCACGAGUGAAGGAGCAACUGGCGUUCCAGAUGGAGCAGGUGAAGCGGGAGUCCGAGAUGAAGCUGGAGGAGCAGAGUGACCAGCUAGAGAAGCUCAGGAGGGAGCUGGAGGCCAAGUCCGGGGAGCUGGUGCGCGUGCAGCAGGACCUGAGCCGCACGGAGCAGAGCGGGUCGGAGCUGAGCUUGCGGCUGGACGUGCUGAGCGCAGAGAAGGAGGCGCUGAGCAGUGCGGUGCGGCAGCAGGAGGCCGCCCUGCAGGCCGCCCAGAGCCUGGUGCAGGAGAAGGAGGCCCUGCUCGGCCAGGAGCAGCAGCACCACGCCCAGGAGAGGGCCGAGCUGCAGGGGCGGCUGGCAGACAAGGAGUCCCGGGAGCAGGGGCUGCAGCAGAGGCUCCUGGACGAGCAGUUGGAGGUGCUGCGGCGCUCCGCCGCCGAGGCCGAGCGCAUCCUGCAGGACGCCGUGGGCACGCUGGACGACCCCCUGCACCUGCGCUGCACCAGCUCCCCGGACUACCUAGUGAGCAGGGCCCAGGCGGCCCUGGACGCCGUGAGCGCCCUGGAGACGGGCCACACCCAGUACCUGGCCUCCAGGUCAGAUGCUUCUGCCCUGGUGGCGGCCCUGACCCAGUUCUCCCACCUGGCUGCCGACACCAUCAUCAACGGCAGUGCCACCUCUCACCUGGCCCCCACCGACCCUGCCGACCGCCUGACGGACGCCUGCCGUGAGUGUGGGGCCCGGGCGCUGGAGCUCAUGGGGCAGCUGCAGGACCGGCAGGCUGUGCAGCAGGCCCAGCCCGACUGCGUGCGGGGACCCCUGCAGGGCAUCCUCCAGCUGGGCCAGGAGCUGAAGCCCAAGAGCCUGGACGUGCGUCAGGAGGAGCUGGGGGCCCUGGUGGACAAGGAGAUGGCAGCCACGUCCUCGGCCAUCGAGGAGGCCGUGCGGAGGAUCGAGCGGCUGCCCCAGCGGCCCCUUCCUCCCCUGCUGCCUCCUCCCAGCCGGCUCACGGCUCUGUCCUUGGUGCAGGACAUGAUGAACCAGGCCCGCCACGCCAGCUCGGGGGUGAAGCUGGAGGUGAACGAGAGGAUCCUCAACUCCUGCACAGACCUCAUGAAGGCCAUCCGGCUCCUGGUGACCACAUCCACCAGCCUGCAGAAGGAGAUUGUGGAGAGCGGCAGGGGGGCAGCCACGCAGCAGGAAUUUUACGCCAAGAACUCCAGGUGGACUGAAGGCCUCAUCUCCGCCUCCAAGGCCGUGGGCUGGGGAGCCACGCAGCUGGUGGAGUCGGCUGACAAGGUGGUGCUUCACACGGGCAAGUAUGAAGAGCUCAUCGUCUGCUCCCACGAGAUCGCGGCCAGCACGGCCCAGCUGGUGGCAGCCUCCAAGGUGAAGGCCAACAAGGACAGCCGCCACCUGAGCCGCCUGCAGGAGUGCUCCCGCACCGUCAACGUGAUGGCCGCCAACGUGGUGGCCUCCACCAAGUCAGGCCAGGAGCAGAUCGAAGACAGAGACACCAUGGACUUCUCCGGCAUGUCCCUCAUCAAGCUGAAGAAGCAGGAGAUGGAGACCCAGGUUCGGGUCCUGGAGCUGGAGAAGACGCUGGAGGCGGAGCGUGUGCGGCUGGGGGAGCUUCGGAAGCAACACUACGCGCUGGCCGUGGGGGUGGGGACGCCCGGAGAGGAGGAGCCCGGCCAGCCCAGCCCUGCCCCGCACAGCGGGAGCUCCAGGAAGCCGCCCCUGGCCCAGAAGCCCAGUGUGGUCCCCAGGCAGGACCAUCAGCUGGACAAAAAGGAUGGCGUCUGCCCCACUCAACUCAUGAACUCCUAGAGGGUCCGGCGGGAGCCUGGCAGGCGGCCUGGCCUCGCGUGGCUACCGUGACUCGGCUAAGGAGGCAUUGAGGGCGCGGCACGCACACCAGGUGCCCGGGCUGCCCAUGGCCUGGAUCAGUGUCCGCGAGGCCCCGCCCUUGCUGAGCCCGUGGCUCUGGGCCAAGGGGCUGGCAGGGCAGUUCUGGACGUGAGUGUCUGCCAUGGGACCAAGAGCACCCGGCUCAGCAGGCCGGAGCCACGGUUCAGGAAAUACAGACAUUUGUAUGUUCGCAGCUA